Messenger RNA from Colletotrichum destructivum, 1395 nucleotides. RefSeq names its product Putative major facilitator superfamily, MFS transporter superfamily. The transcript has a single exon. The coding region runs from base 1 to 1395 and encodes 464 amino acids. Lineage: Eukaryota; Fungi; Ascomycota; Sordariomycetes; Glomerellales; Glomerellaceae. Gene Ontology annotation, molecular function: transmembrane transporter activity. Gene Ontology annotation, cellular component: membrane. Gene Ontology annotation, biological process: transmembrane transport. The record is from RefSeq and is a predicted model, not a curated record.
AUGUCGGACGGAACGACGCCGAUGAGAAGCCUCACUCACGGCGCAAACACCACCGGCAACGCCGCGGGGGAAAGCCUGAACAAAACUAUGAACGUAGAUGACCUCGAAGCGGAUCCCGAGUGGUCCGCGGAGCAUGACCUCGUUUACCCGGAAGGAGGAUGGACAGCAUGGUCCCAGGUUUUGGCCGGCAACAUGCUCAACGCGCUGGCGUGGGGCUACCCGGCGACGUUCGGCGUCUACCAACUCUACUACACCGAUAAGUUGCACCUGCCCGCGGCCCAGGUUUCGUGGAUCGGCUCGGUCCAGAUCUUCCUGACAUUUGCCCUGUGCACCAUCUCGGGCCGGCUGACGGACGCCGGCUACGCCCGGCAUGCCGUUUUAGUGGGGUGCCUUUUUGUCAUCUUUGGCUCCUUCAUGACCAGUCUAUGCACUCGGUACUGGCAGAUCAUGCUCGCCCAGGGCGUCUGCACCGGCAUGGGCCUCGGUGUCCUCUUCAUGCCAAGCGUCGCCAUCAUCGGGUCCUACUUCAAGGAAAAGCGGUCUUUGGCGCUGGCCAUUUCGACAACAGGCACUGGCGUUGGCAGCCUCAUCUUUCCGUCGACCCUGCAGUACCUUGUUCCGCAAGUCGGGUUCCCUUGGGCCGUACGUUGCUCUGCCUUUGUCGCGCUCGCCGUUGCGACGAUAGCCAAUGUGCUUCUGAGACCCCGGCUACCCCCGAGAAAGUCCGGUCCGCUGGUCGAGUGGACCGCUUUUCGGGAAGGGCCGUACAUUUUGUUCACCUUGGGAGUAUUCUUCUAUUUCAUGGCACUGUAUUUUGGUUUCUUCUACGUGAGUCGCAAACAGCCGCGGUGUGCCCCCAACACGCGCUCACGAACGCAACAGAUCAACACAUACUCCCGAAAGAUUGUAGGGUUUUCGACGACCGAUUCGGUAUCGCUGCUUCUUAUCACCAACGGCAUGGGCAUACCCAUUCGCCCAGUCGUUGGCUGGCUGGCUGACCGUCAUGUCGGCCCCAUUAACAUGUUCAUGUUGAUGGUAUUCCUGCUGGGCGGCAUGGAGUUUGUAUGGAUCGGUGUAGAGACCAGGACGGGCAUGUACAUCUUCAGCGUCUUUUUCGGCUUGUCCAACGGAGCGGCACAGGGGGUGUUUGUAGGCUCAACGGCAAGCCUGACGACAGACCCGCAGAAGAUGGGCACGCGCUUCGGUAUGAUUGCAACGAUAUCGGGCUUUGCGUCGUUGGCCGGGCCUCCAACGGCUGGCGCCAUCAUUGACAAGGCCGGCGGGCAGUAUCUCGGGGCUCAGAUAUGGGGUGGCGCCAUGAUGAUAGCGAGCUCACUGAUGAUUGCAGCGGCGAGAACCGCCAAGGCGGGAAAAGCCUGGAGGGUCAAGCUGUAA